This is a messenger RNA of Neoarthrinium moseri, 1467 nucleotides long. RefSeq lists its product as uncharacterized. Gene Ontology annotation, cellular component: mitochondrion. The record is from RefSeq and is a predicted model, not a curated record. Gene Ontology annotation, molecular function: RNA binding; pseudouridine synthase activity. The transcript is spliced from 2 exons. Lineage: Eukaryota; Fungi; Ascomycota; Sordariomycetes; Amphisphaeriales; Apiosporaceae. Bases 1 to 1467 code for a protein of 488 amino acids. Gene Ontology annotation, biological process: mRNA pseudouridine synthesis; tRNA modification.
AUGGCGGCCUCCACCCCCGUCCUGGACGGUGUAUUCGCCGUCAACAAGCCCGUGGGCAUGAGCUCGGCCCAGGUCAUUCGAGACUGCCAGCAGCAGUUCAACCCUUCGGGCUUCUUCAAGCCCAUGAUCGACCAGCAGCGCGCCGACCGAGAAUCAGAGUCGAAAAACCAGAAGAAGAAGCGCCGCUUCGGCAAGAACGACAUCAGGGUCAAGAUGGGCCACGGCGGCACCCUCGACCCCCUGGCCACCGGCGCCCUCAUCCUCGGCGUCGGCCGCGGCACCAAGUCGCUGCAGUCCUUCCUCGACUGCACCAAGACCUACGAGACCAUCGUGCUGUUCGGCGCCAGCACCGACACCUACGAUCGCGUCGGCAAGGUUCUUAAGAAGACGGCCUACGAGCACAUCACCCGCCCCAUGGUCGAGGAGGCCCUCAACGGCUUCCGCGGCACGCUGCAGCAGAUGCCCCCCCUAUACUCCGCCCUCAAGAUGGAGGGCAAGCCGCUGUACGAGUACGCCCGCGAAGGUAAGCCCAUCCCGCGCGAGAUCGCCACGCGUGAGGUCAACGUGACCGAGCUCGAGCUGCUCGAGUGGUACGACCCCGGCACCCACGACCACCGCUGGCCCGCCGAGGACGCCACCACCUUCGAGCGCAACUUUGCCGAGCAGGUUUGGAAGAUCGAGAAGGACCAGUUGACCAAGGAGAAGCGCACGCCCGAGGAGGAAGAGGAGGAGAAGAAGGCCCUCGAGAGACACGAGAGGUUCAAGCAGAAGGCCGACGAGAACGUCGACGCCCUGGUCUACGACAAGGUCAACAAGCGCAAGAAGCACUCGGCCAAGGAGCCGCCCCUCAUGUCCGGAGCCCUCGGCGAGCACCCGCCCGUGAAGCAGGAGGGCGGCAGGGGCUCGAACCUCAUCCCCCCGCCCCACGACCCCAACACGCCUCCGCCCUGGGACGACAAGGGGCCCCCGGCCGCCAGGAUACGCAUGACCGUGACGUCGGGCUUCUACGUCCGGAGUUUCUGCCACGACCUCGGCGUCAAGGUCGGCUCGUCCGCCAUGAUGGCCGAGCUCUGCCGUAGCCGCCAGGGCGACUUUGUGCUCGGCACGCCAAACUGCAUCGAGUUCUCCGAGUUCGCCAAGGGCGAGGAGACGUGGGCCCCCUUGGUCAAGGACGCCCUGGACCAGUGGAACAGCAAGCCCAAGCCCGACCUCCCGCAACAGGCCCCGGGCCGCGCACGGCCGGUGUGGUCGCCCAACCGCGCACAGAAGUCCAUCGAGAGCCCCUCGUCACCCAGGAAGCGCAAGGCCUCGGAAGAGCCGGCCGGCACCAAGCCGCUGUCGCCCAAGAGGAAGAAGUCUGCCUCCCCCAAGGCGAGCAAGCCCGCCGCUGAGACGGCGGGGGAGGAGGAGGAGUGGAACGGCAUUGCCGACGACGAUGCUCCAGCUUCGGCGGCCAAGUCGGCCUAA